AACUCAAAAGGGUUUUGAGAAGGGACAAAGAGGGUACACCACACAUCACUCUAGUCUCUACACAAAAGAAGUAGCCAACACUCUCUCUCUCUUGUGUCUUCUCCACUUUCUCUUCUCCUUGGCUCUAGAGAUCUCUCUAUCUCUAUCUUCACACUGUGACAUUUUGUCUGAACGCAUCUAUGGCUGCUCUGGUCCUUUCCCUUCUCCUUCUAGCCAUGGCUGGUCAUUCCAGUGCCGCAUGGUGUGUGUGCAAGACAGGGCUGAGUGAUGAUGUGUUACAGAAGACCAUAGACUAUGCCUGUGGAAAUGGAGCAGACUGUAACCCCACUCACCCAAAAGCACCUUGCUUUAACCCUGACAAUGUUAGGUCUCACUGCAACUAUGCGGUCAACAGCUUCUUUCAAAAGAAGCGUCAAGCUUCAGGCACUUGUGAUUUCAGUGGCACUGCCACUCCAACUAACUCUGAUCCAAGUUAUUCAGGAUGUACCUUCCCUACUAGUGCCAGCGGCUCUGGAGGCAGCACUACUGGUACAACCAAUCCAAAAGGCAACUCAACCAGCACCACACUUCCUGGUGGCAACAGUCCUUACUCAGGAACCUCAACCAAUGGAGUUUUUGGAAACAACAGCACAGGAGCCACUGGGACAGGGGUCAACCCUGACUACACUACAGAAAGCAGUGCCUUUGCUCUCAAGAACUCAAGCGAACUGCUCACCUUCCUUGUCUUGAUCGCUUCGAGUGGGUUCUGUUCUUUCUUGAUGCUCUAAGGAAGUUACGUUGGUGCACGUAGUUAUUGUCUUAAAGAUAUUGGUCUAGCUUAGUUGGUAAUCCCUGUCUGUGUGUUUUGAGUCUCUCUCUCUAUGUUAUGUUCUUGUUGUAAGAAGAUUUCAGCUCUUGCUUGUACUCUUACCACGUGAUGGUUUCUGGUAGAUGUGAUCCUAGUUUAAAAACUUAUAUA
Molecule: messenger RNA, 958 nt
Organism: Brassica oleracea var. oleracea
Lineage: Eukaryota; Viridiplantae; Streptophyta; Magnoliopsida; Brassicales; Brassicaceae
Product: PLASMODESMATA CALLOSE-BINDING PROTEIN 1-like
Exons: 4
Coding region: 180-767 (195 amino acids)
Source: RefSeq, a predicted model, not a curated record